AUGUCCUAUCUCCACCAUACUCCUCUCAAUCCUCCCACCAAUAUUCAUCAUCAUAUCAUGAUGCCCACUGCAUCACCAUCAUCAUCAGCCACUUACCCCAUGAAUCUCAACUCUCAUCAUCAUGCAUUUUCCCAAAUUUCAAACUAUAAUUCAACGAAUAAUAAUAGUAACAUUAUCCUUCCGCCUUUUGACCCUGAUGAUCCCUUGUUCCAAGUGGCAUCUUCAUCAUCUGAUCAUUUUGUUUUCAAUACCAAUGUUCCACCCUUUGAUAACGAAAUGAUAUCUAUUCCACAACUACAUGCGUCUCCUUCAUCUUCCCAUCAAACAAUCAGUUCAAAUCAUGCUGUUGGUAUUCAGCCCAAUUCAGCAACAACUCCUAGUAACAAUUUAAUACCCAUGUCCGAUGAUAACAUGCUUUACUCCAACAAUUCUAGUACCAUCCAUAACAAUCCACUGAAUUCCUUGAUGAACAACUCUAGCCAACAACAGCCUCCACCAACACCAACCACACCAUCUACACCAGGUGAAAAGAAAAAGAAGGUUGGAGAGGGAGUUGUACGUAAAUUGUGUUGCCUUUGCGAGAAUGAAAAGGGCCACCCGAAUGGCUUUCUUGUUGCAGUUGACCAAAUCAAGAGAAUUCCACCACAUUUGAGCUAUCUAGUCUCCGAUAAACAUUUAGAUUACUUGAAAAAGCAAAGACAAGCAAAGAACAUUUGUUGCGAUCAGUGUUGGGAAACUAAAAUCCAACCACUCAUUGGCAAUACUAGCAGCAGUAGUGUUGAUGGCAGCAAUACUCCUACCACCGCUACACCAAACACUUUGAAUGAUGGAUCCAUGUAUGGAUCAAAUUUGAUAUUUAAUAAUUACUCUGGUGGUAGUAAUGUAAUGAACACUCUAAUGAUGAAUAGCACUCUAAAUAAUAAUUCUAACCGCUCAUAUAGUACAAUGAAUUUGAAUAACAAUUUGAACCAUCAGUUGACCACUAUGAAUCCACUUAACAACACCCCUCCUCCAACAAACAUUAUUACCCAACUUACACCUCAAGACUUUACAGACACAAAGAGAAAAAUUACAUCACCCAAAUCAAAACAAAAAGCACCAAAAAAACAGAAAAAACAAGAGCAAGCUCCUUCAACACCCGUAAAUCUUACAUUUGACCAAGUUUAUAACAAGCCUAUCGAUGUGAGAAAGCAAUUUUUGAUGGAAAAAGUUGAACCAAUGUUGCUCAAUGAUGUAUGUAGAGGAAAUAAGGAAGCAUUCCACACACUGCUGGAAGACUUGUCACAAAACAAGCAUUUCACUAUUCAAAAUUAUAGGUUGGAAACUCUUCUUAAACCAGCUAGGAAUGUGAACAAACCCAUUUCUUCGGCUCAAAUUACACGACUCAUCUUGAGAAAGAGAAAGAAGUAA
Messenger RNA from Naegleria fowleri, 1410 nucleotides. RefSeq lists its product as uncharacterized. The coding region runs from base 1 to 1410 and encodes 469 amino acids. The record is from RefSeq and is a predicted model, not a curated record. NCBI's taxonomy places the organism in Eukaryota, Heterolobosea, Eutetramitea, Acrasida, Naegleriidae. The transcript has a single exon.